CGGCUCCACCCGAGGUUCGCAGCAGGGACCGGUCCCGAGCUCGGACUCCUCGCGAGCGUCGGGACAAGGAUCCGCCCAGCCCCCAGUGCCCGGCUCCACUCGGGUGUCCGUGGAAGAAUCGACUCCGCCCCUGGCCUCCCCCCGAGAGUCGGUAGAAGGGUCCGCCCCGCCCUUGACCGGCCCCACUUCUAUACCUACGCCCCGGGAGAGUCUCAAUCAGAGCAUGGCGAGUCGGGAGAAGGCGAGUGUCGCGGGCCACAUGUUCGACGUAGUCGUGAUAGGAGGCGGCAUCUCAGGGCUGUCUGCCGCCAAACUCUUAGCUGAACAUGAAGUGAAUGUUUUGGUCUUAGAAGCGCGGGACAGAGUUGGAGGAAGAACAUACACUGUGAGGAAUGAACACGUCAAUUACGUAGAUGUUGGCGGGGCAUAUGUGGGACCAACCCAGAAUAGAAUCUUACGGUUAUCUAAGGAGCUGGGUCUAGAAACUUACAAAGUGAACGUAUGUGAGCGGCUUGUUCAAUAUGUAAAGGGGAAAACUUAUCCUUUUCGGGGCGCCUUUCCUCCGGUGUGGAAUCCUGUCGCGUAUUUGGAUUACAACAAUCUGUGGCGGACAAUGGAUAACAUGGGGAAGGAGAUUCCAGCCGAUGCACCAUGGGAGGCUCCACAUGCUAAGGAAUGGGACAAGAUGACCAUGAAAGAGCUCAUCGAUAAAAUCUGCUGGACAAAGACUGCUAGGCAAUUUGCAUAUCUCUUCGUGAACAUCAAUGUGACCUCUGAACCCCACGAGGUGUCUGCGCUGUGGUUCCUGUGGUACGUGAAACAGUGUGGAGGCACCACUCGGAUAUUCUCGGUUACCAACGGGGGCCAGGAACGGAAGUUUGUGGGUGGAUCUGGUCAAGUGAGUGAACGGAUAAUGGACCGCCUCGGGGACAGGGUGAAGCUGAAGCGUCCCGUCACCUAUGUUGACCAGUCAGGUGACAACAUCAUCAUAGAGACGUUGAAUCAUGAAGUGUAUGAGUGCAGAUACAUAAUUAGCGCCAUCCCUCCAACAUUGACUGCCAAGAUGCACUUCAAACCAGAGCUUCCGUCAGAGAGAAACCAGUUAAUUCAACGUCUUCCGAUGGGAUCUAUCAUUAAGUGCAUGAUGUAUUACAAGGAGGCCUUUUGGAAGAAGAACGAUUAUUGUGGCUGUAUGAUCAUUCAAGAUGAGGAAGCACCCAUCUCAAUAACUCUGGAUGACACCAAGCCAGAUGGAUCACUGCCUGCUAUCAUGGGCUUCAUACUUGCCCGAAAAGCAGACCGACUUGCCAAGCUCCAUAAAGAAAUCAGGAAGAAGAAAAUCUGUGAGCUCUACGCCAAAGUGCUAGGAUCCCAAGAAGCUUUACACCCCGUGCACUAUGAAGAGAAGAACUGGUGCGAGGAGCAAUACUCUGGGGGCUGUUACACCGCCUACUUCCCCCCUGGGAUCAUGACUCAAUAUGGAAGGGUGAUCCGCCAGCCGGUCGGCAGGAUUUACUUUGCGGGCACUGAGACUGCCACACACUGGAGCGGUUACAUGGAAGGGGCAGUAGAGGCUGGAGAGAGAGCUGCUAGAGAGGUCUUGAAUGCUCUCGGGAAGGUGGCGAAGAAGGACAUCGAGGUUCAAGAACCUGAAUCAAAGGACGUUCCAGCUGUAGAGAUCACCCGCACCUUUUGGGAGAGGAACCUUCCCUCAGUGUCAGGACUGCUGAAGAUCAUCGGAUUUACCACCUCAGUAACUGCCGCGUGGAUUGUGGUGUACAAAUUCAGGCUCCUGUCCCGGUCAUGAGGUUCUUCUGCCUGUGUCCUUCUGCUUCUCUUCCCCAGCAGCAUCAAAAGCAAAUUGUUGGCAAAGGCUGUGUCGUUGGACUGUUGUUAAUAUGCACCGGAUUUAACCCCUCGGUGUAGUCUCAUUCGGUGUCAGAGUAAAAACAACCCAAAAAACCACCUCGUAAUUUCAAUAAGAUCAAACUUCAUCGUA
This is a messenger RNA of Lynx canadensis (Canada lynx), 1999 nucleotides long. It is a transcript of the gene MAOA, whose product is annotated as monoamine oxidase A. Lineage: Eukaryota; Metazoa; Chordata; Mammalia; Carnivora; Felidae. The transcript has 15 exons. Gene Ontology annotation, molecular function: oxidoreductase activity. The coding region runs from base 224 to 1807 and encodes 527 amino acids. The record is from RefSeq and is a predicted model, not a curated record.